AACCCUAAAGAAAGAGCGAGCGACUGUGAAAGAUGAGGGCUUUAGAUGAAGCAGAAACAACAGCAGUAUUCGAGAAAUUAUUCAAAUUCACCGGAAACAAUCUAAAAAACAUCAUUGAGAAACCAUCGCAUGAAGGUCCAGAUAAAGAACCAGGUAGAUAUUGUUUCCGUUUACAAAAGAACAGAGUAUUCUAUGUUUCAGAAUCACUAGUUAAGAGAGCUACAAAUAUAAGUAGAGAGAAACUGAUAUCGUUAGGUAUUUGUAUUGGCAAGUUUACUAAAGGUGGUAGUUUUCAUUUAACUAUACAAUCUCUGAAUUUAUUAGCUGAUAAUGCUAAACAUAAAGUAUGGUUAAAACCAACCUCAGAGAUGAGUUUUCUAUAUGGGAAUCAUGUUUUGAAAGGUGGGUUAGGAAGGAUUACUGAGAAUACUGUUGCUGGUGAUGGUGUUGUUGUGUUUUCAAUGACUGAUGUGCCUUUAGGGUUUGGGAUAUCAGCUAAAAGUACUCAAGAUUGUAGGAAGUUAGACCCUAAUGGUAUUGUUGUUCUUCAUCAGAGUGAUAUUGGGGAGUAUUUGAGAAUGGAAGAUGAUCUUUAAGUUAAUUUUGGUGAGGAAUCGUGUUUUACUUUUAUUGUUUUGGGUUUUGGGGGUUUUGAGAACUGUAAUCUGGGUUAUUAAUGGAUUAUUCAUAUGUUUUUACAUUUGAAUUGUAUUGCCAAUUUUCAUGUUAACAAUGAAGUAAACUUUGAAUUUACGUUUGAAUUUGAUGAUAUUUGAGUA
Messenger RNA from Papaver somniferum (opium poppy), 779 nucleotides. Its product is annotated as 60S ribosome subunit biogenesis protein NIP7 homolog. The record is from RefSeq and is a predicted model, not a curated record. Lineage: Eukaryota; Viridiplantae; Streptophyta; Magnoliopsida; Ranunculales; Papaveraceae. Bases 33 to 596 code for a protein of 187 amino acids. Gene Ontology annotation, molecular function: RNA binding. Gene Ontology annotation, biological process: ribosomal large subunit biogenesis; ribosome assembly. The transcript has a single exon. Gene Ontology annotation, cellular component: nucleolus; preribosome, large subunit precursor; nucleus.